Messenger RNA from Malus domestica (apple), 990 nucleotides. Its product is annotated as peroxidase 41-like. NCBI's taxonomy places the organism in Eukaryota, Viridiplantae, Streptophyta, Magnoliopsida, Rosales, Rosaceae. Gene Ontology annotation, molecular function: peroxidase activity; heme binding. The record is from RefSeq and is a predicted model, not a curated record. Gene Ontology annotation, biological process: hydrogen peroxide catabolic process; response to oxidative stress.
AUGUCUCAAUCCAUGACUCUUCCAAUCCUUUUCCUUCUCUUCCUCGCCAUUCCAUUAUCCGAAUCUAAGCUCUCCAUCGACUACUACAAAAAAACAUGCCCUGACUUCGAAAGCAUUGUCCGUGACACUGUGACUUCAAAACAAAUCGCCAGUCCCACCACCGCGGCAGGCACUCUUCGUCUCUUCUUCCACGACUGCAUGGUCGAAGGCUGCGACGCUUCCAUCCUCAUCUCCUCCAACUACGUUAACACAGCAGAGCGUGAUGCCGACAUCAACCAAUCCCUCUCGGCAGACGCCUUUGACCUCGUGGCAAGAGCCAAGACCGCCCUCGAGCUAUCCUGCCCAGGCAUUGUUUCUUGCUCCGACAUCCUCACCUUAGCCACACGCAACCUGGUCACGAUGGUCGGCGGUCCGUUCUACAAAGUCCGAUUGGGACGGAAAGACGGACAGGUUUCCAAAGCUUCACUAGUGGAAGGAAAUCUCCCAAGAAGCAACCAAACCCUAGAUGACAUGAUCAAAUUCUUCGGUACAAAGAGCUUCACACUCCAAGAAAUGGUGGCUUUGUCCGGUGCACACACAAUUGGAUUCGCUCAUUGCAAAGAAUUCGCCGACCGGAUUUUCAAUUACAACAAAACUACACCAACAGAUCCUGACAUGUACCCAAACUAUGCUCAAGGGCUGAAGAAAAUUUGUGCAGACUACAAAACGAACAUUGCCAUGUCUGCCUUCAACGAUGUGAUCACACCCGGCAAGUUCGAUAACAUGUAUUAUCAGAAUCUGAAGAGGGGUUUGGGGUUGUUGGCAUCGGACCAUGUACUUGUUAAGGACCCGAGGACGAGGCCUUUUGUGGAGUUGUACUCGACGGACCAGGGUGCUUUUUUCAAGGCUUUUGCUCAUGCUAUGGAGAAGCUUAGCCAUCAUGGAGUUAAGACUGGACGUAAAGGAGAGGUCAGGCACAGGUGUGAUGCUUUUAACUCGAUUAAAGCUUAA